GUCCCCUACUAUUGAGCGUCUCUGGUUAGCAGCACAAAACACAAAAAAGACAGCAGCAACAGGCUGGAGCUCUUCUCUCUUUCAAGCAGCUUCCAGCAACCUUCCUUGGGGCAGCAGCAAGGGGGGCCCCCCUCAGGAGACACCCAAGCUAAGCCCCAAGGGGGCCCCCUCUGAAGAGACACCUAAACUAAGCCCCAAGGGGGCCCCCCCUCAAGAGACACCCCAACUAAGCCCCAAGGGGGGCAAUCAGGAGGCCCCCAAAGAGGGUGCCAAGGGGGCCCCCAAAGAGGGUACCAAGGGGGCCCCCAAAGAAGGUACCAAGGGGGCCCCCAAAGAAGGUACCAAGGGGGCCCCCAAAGAGGGUAGCAAAAAGGCUUCCAAAGAGGAUAGCAAGGGGGCCCCCAAAGAGGAUAGCAAGGGGGCCCCCAAGGAAGAUACUAAGGAGGCCUCCGAAGAGGCCCCCAAAGAGAAGACUAAAGGGACAGCAUCGCAGAAGAGCGCGAAGGGGGCCCCCAAAGAGGGUACUAAGGGGGCCUCUAAGAAGGGCCUCCGUCGCAGUGGGGGUUCGGCUUCGGUAGAUGAAGACACAGAGAGCACUUCUGCUUCUUCUUCUGCUUCUGCAAAGGUAGCAACAGCAGAAGCAGAAGCAGCAGCAGCAGCAGAAGCAUCUGAUGAUGAUGAGGCCCCCAGCAGCGGGGCCUCAACUCCUCCAGAGCAGCAGUCAGGGUUUGGGGGCUGGCUAGGGGGUUGGUUCUAG
This is a messenger RNA of Eimeria acervulina, 757 nucleotides long. RefSeq names its product Proteophosphoglycan 5, related. The annotation marks the transcript as partial. The record is from RefSeq and is a predicted model, not a curated record. NCBI's taxonomy places the organism in Eukaryota, Apicomplexa, Conoidasida, Eucoccidiorida, Eimeriidae. The transcript has a single exon.